This is a messenger RNA of Verticillium alfalfae VaMs.102, 405 nucleotides long. RefSeq lists its product with no specific name. The transcript has a single exon. NCBI's taxonomy places the organism in Eukaryota, Fungi, Ascomycota, Sordariomycetes, Glomerellales, Plectosphaerellaceae. The coding region runs from base 1 to 405 and encodes 134 amino acids. The record is from RefSeq and is a predicted model, not a curated record.
AUGAAGGGAGCGAUCGAGAGAAGCGAUCGAGAGAAGCGAUGGAAGAAGGCAAUGGAGGCAUUGGCGUUUCAAUUAUCGCCGACGCUAGCAGCGCGCGGCCUUUUGCGGCGCGCCAGCGCAUGGCCCUCUCCGCCGCGCUGUUCCUUGACCUACGCCGCAACCCUGGCCUAUUCCAGUAGUGACCGUACUAGAGACACCCCUUGGAGACAGGGUUUCUCUCCACCCAUCGCUCUUCCCAUCCGUCUUCCCAUCCGUCUUCUCAUCGUUCUUCCCAUCCGUCCUCCCAUCUGUCUUCCAAUCAGCCUUCCCAUCGACCGUCCCAUUGGUACUCGCAGUGGUUCGCUUACUGGUCCUCUCACUGGCCGUCCAUCUGUCCUCCUAGUCGUCUUCCGUAUCACUUGUUAA